UGACGGUUUUGCUGCUUGGGCGGAAUCAGUCGUGUCCAAUCGAGGGCCGAGCGUUAAAAAUCGAGUUCCAAAACUUUUGAAGAAGCUCCUUUAUUGUUUAAGACAACUGAGCAAAGAUUCCUUUUAAAUACAUCAAAAAAAGUUUCAUUCGGGUUCUCAUUAGAUUGUAACAGUAUGUAACGCUUCUUCAAACGACUCAGAGAAGUUUUUUCCUCCCCGGAGAGAAGAUUUUCCAAAGACAUGAGCAUCAGAUCAUAGCAGCUCAGGGACUGAGAGCAUGGCAGCGCAGUUCACCAUUGAUGAUGCCUUCGUGUUGGAUGGAGAUGAGGAGGCUGUGACUGAUGGAGACCCGGAGGGCUGGAAAAACAGAGACGGAGAGAUGACGUUUGGGCCCCUGUCUUUCUCCAAACCGCAGACCCACCCUUCAGCUGCAGGCACAAGCUCACCUGAUCACAGCAACCUAAAGUAUCAGAAUCUGGAAAAUGAAGACGCACUGGGCAACAAUGGCAAUUCUUCCUUCAAUAACUUCUUCAAAAUCAGUGAUCCGGCGACUCUGUCGUACUGCAGCUCUCAGUGGUCCUUCAGCACCCUGAGCUCGGUCACGCAGCUCUCGGCACGCUGCUGCGGGUGGGUCUCCCAUCCGCUGGUGAAGAAAAACAGAAGAGUUGUCCUUGCUUCAUUCCUCCUCCUCAUUACUGGAGUUGCUCUCAUUUUCACCGGGAUUGUUAUACAGCUAAAUCCAAAUGCAGGUGUUUCAAGUGCUAUUUUCUUUGUACCUGGAUUUCUUCUUUUUAUCCCUGGAGCGUAUCACGUGAUCUACAUCACCUGUGCUGUCCAGGGUCGAAGAGGCUUCAAAUUUUUCUACUUGCCUUACUUUGAAAAAUGAGAUUUCACUACGCAUUACAUUUCACUCCAUUCCUGGUGUUCUAUUUCAAUGGACUGUUGUUUUCUUUGUAACUUCUGUAGCAUAAUAUACUGUCACAUUGUUGUUGUUUUUAUCAUUGUAAUGACCGCUGCUACUUGAACCACUCUGUGCCUUGACUACAUUUCCCCUACAUGAACUAGCGUUUCUCUGUGUACACACUAAAAGGAGAUUGGUCUUGCCUGUGGUUUUUAGUGUUGUGUGAAUAAUGUCUGUGAAUAAAAAAUAAAAAAGUGUAUAUAUUUUAAUUUGUUGCAGAGGAAUUUGGUUUUCAAUGAGAAUCAUAAUGAGCAUUCUUUAAUCUUUUUUUUUUAUGUUUGGAUGACAAAUGAACUAUUUCUAUUGAUAUGAAAUUCACACCAGCUGCUGAUAACUGCCUUUAUAAUGCUAAACAAAUUAGUCCAUUACUUUAUUUGUAAUAAAGUGGAAUGGCACAGCGAUUGGGUAUUUUAAAACAUAAAGAAAAUAUUGGUUUCUUUGCUUAUUUUGCCUUUUUAUUAAAUAGGCAAAGAAAACAGCUUUCUGAUGGCUACGGAAGAUGUUUUGGAGCCAAGUUACUAUGGAUCUUUUAACAAAAUAUUAGUGGGUAUGUGUGAAAUUCACUUAGAAGAUUAUUUCAUUGUGGAAUAAAAUAACAUUUCUAAUUUAAGAUUGAAAUCUCAUAACUGAUAAUAAA
This is a messenger RNA of Gambusia affinis (western mosquitofish), 1598 nucleotides long. RefSeq names its product transmembrane protein 134 (gene tmem134). The record is from RefSeq and is a predicted model, not a curated record. The coding region runs from base 278 to 886 and encodes 202 amino acids. The transcript has 8 exons. Lineage: Eukaryota; Metazoa; Chordata; Actinopteri; Cyprinodontiformes; Poeciliidae.